Molecule: messenger RNA, 15198 nt
Organism: Ailuropoda melanoleuca (giant panda)
Lineage: Eukaryota; Metazoa; Chordata; Mammalia; Carnivora; Ursidae
Gene: RAD51B
Product: RAD51 paralog B
Exons: 11
Coding region: 548-1582 (344 amino acids)
Biological process (GO): double-strand break repair via homologous recombination
Cellular component (GO): replication fork; Rad51B-Rad51C-Rad51D-XRCC2 complex
Molecular function (GO): double-stranded DNA binding; ATP-dependent DNA damage sensor activity; ATP binding
Source: RefSeq, a predicted model, not a curated record
UUCGUGUGUGGGGCUCUUGUGGGGAAAUGGGAUGUGCUCAUUAUUUUCUGCUUCUUCUCUGGGCCCCUGUCUGUGUUAUUGCUUCGGGGUAGCGGAGAGUCUCUCUUUGGUCCAGUACACUUCCCCUUAGGCCUAUAGACAUCUUAACAGGAACCCCGCCGCGGAUCUGGGGCUUCUGGCCUUUUGUGGGGGAUGCUGGGAAGUUACUCCUUGUUGGAAAAAGUUAUUUUUAGGGGAUUCUAAGGUGACAUUUUCGCCUUUUGAUGCCCACCUCCCCUCUCCCAUUUGCGGGCUGUUUGGAGUCUCGGCAGGGGAAGUUUAGGGUCUGCUCGCCUUCUGGUGGUGUUGAAGAAGACGUAGUUAAAGUGAGGAAUCUGUAGUUCUGUUACUGGAUUCGAAUGCGGACUCAACCAUUUGCUAGCUGAUAGACUUUGCACAAGUUUUUCAACUCAGUGCCACAGUAUCCUUAGUCUGAAAAGUGAGGCAAAACCGGACGGAAGCUCUUGAACAGUACUUGGCACCAGUCUUUUCUGCUGCAUCUGGAGGCAUGGGUAGCAAGAAACUCAGACGAGUGGGUUUAUCACAAGAGCUGUGUGACCGUCUGAACAGACAUCAGAUUGUUACCUGUCAGGACUUUUUAUGUCUUUCCCCACUGGAGCUUAUGAAGAUGACUGGCCUUAGUUACGGAGGGGUUCAUGAACUUCUAUGUAUGGUCAGCAGGGCCUGUGCCCCACAGAUGCAAACGGCUUAUGGGAUGAAGAUGCGAACGUCUGCCUCUCUCUCACCAGCAUUCUUAGCCACAACCCUUUCUGCGUUGGAUGAAGCCCUGCAUGGUGGUGUGGCUUGUGGAUCCCUCACAGAGAUUACAGGCCCACCAGGUUGUGGAAAAACUCAGUUUUGUAUAAUGAUGAGCAUUUUGGCCACGUUACCCACCAACAUGGGAGGAUUAGAAGGAGCUGUUGUGUACAUCGACACAGAGUCAGCAUUUAGUGCUGAAAGACUGGUUGAGAUAGCAGAAUCUCGUUUUCCCAGAUAUUUUAACACUGAAGAAAAAUUACUUUUGACAAGCAGUAAGGUUCACCUUUAUCGGGAACUCAGCUGUGAUGAAGUUCUGCGAAGGAUUGACUCUUUGGAAGAAGAAAUUAUUUCAAAGGGAGUUAAACUGGUAAUUAUUGACUCUGUUGCUUCUGUGGUAAGAAAGGAGUUUGAUACACAACUUCAGGGCAACAUGAGAGAAAGAAACAAGUUCUUGGCAAGAGAAGCAGCCUCCUUGAAGUAUUUGGCUGAGGAAUUUUCAAUCCCAGUUAUCUUGACGAAUCAAAUUACAACGCAUCUAAGCAGAGCCCUAGCUUCUCAGGCAGACCUGGUGUCUCCAGCUGAUGAUUUGUCCCUGUCUGAAGGCUCUUCUGGAUCCAGCUGUGUGACGGCUGCCCUAGGAAACACCUGGAGUCACAGUGUGAACACCCGGCUGAUUCUCCAGUACCUUGGUUCAGAGAGAAGACAGAUUCUCAUCGCCAAGUCCCCUCUGGCUCCCUUCACUUCAUUUGCCUACACCAUCAAGAAGGAAGGCCUGGUUCUUUAAGGCCAGCAGAGGCCAUAGGGACACUAUGACUGUUGUCUAGAGCUGCUGGGGGCACAAUUUGUGAAAUGAAACAGAGUGGUGCUGCUUGGAAGAAGGAAACGGAAGCCAACAUAAUGGGGAUUAAUUAGUUGAUUGAUGUUGAGAUGGUAACAGAUUUGCCCCCAUACCAUUGAGCCAGCCAUCUCAGACCUAGCAGGGAAGGUGAGGAUGAAGACGCCUUUGUUCAGGUCUGUAGAUGCGUGGGGCUGAAGGCUUUGCCGCCAUGGGAUGUCAACAGCCAUAAUAAUAAUAAUUUGCACUUAUAUAGUACCUUUCAACCGGGCACCUCAAAGCGGGUUAGCCACGUUAAUUAAUUAGAGCCCACAAUCCCCCUGGGGAGAGGAGGAGGAUGACUAACAGGAUUUGUAAUUACAGGAGGGAACAUUUCCGAAUAAAGUAUUGUCCACCAUAUAAAAAGAGUGGGUGUAAAGGAAUUGGGGUCUCCAAAGAGUAACUGAUUUAGAAAUUAAAUCAUGGAAGGAUGGGGAGGCUGGGGGCGGGCAUGGGUGUGGGGGUCUGCUCUUGUGUCAGAGGGAGGUCGAUGGGCUCAGAAUUCACUGACAGGUUCGGAUCCAACUGAGAAGCGGAACGUGUAUGGCAUUAGUGGCAUUUGGAAGGUCAUUAGUGGCACGACUAUUGUGGUGUAAAUUCACGUUUCACCAGUAUAUUGUGUAUAGUCCUGCAGAACAAAGAGUGAGAUUCAUGCAGUAUUUAAUAAAGGAUGAAAUGAUUUCUUUAGAUUUAAAGGCCAAAGCUGGGCCAGUCAAUUAGCAAAUAAACCAAUUGGUGACCCAUAGGGUAAUUUAGUCGUUUCCAGCAGAACACCCAGCCUACACCCUCCUACUGCCAUGAAGUUUCCAACCAAAGCCUCAAGACUGGGUUUAGUGCAAGGCCUGGGGACUUCAGCUCCUUCAAAGGCAGACAUCAGAUCUUCCCAGCCUUUGGCCUGGGGACCUCUCUUACCCAAGUUGUUAGUGACCCCCAGGCUGCCCUCUAUAGAAGCUUUGGACCUGCUCCCCCUCCACAGAUUUUUAAAUACUUUGGAGGCUACAGUCAGGUCCUAUUCUAUCUCAUGUUUCCUGUCAGUGCCCAGCAGAAUGCUGUGCACAAAGUAGGUACGGAUCAGUGAAGAGUGAGUGAAUGACUAAGUCUUUUAACAACUCAGUAUUUGUUGAGCACAUGCCAAAUGCUGUGGUGCAGCUCACAACAACAGGAUAUGCGUCCCGUCCUCGAGAACUAUAUUGUGAGGAAUGGAAAAGACUCCUAUACUACUAAGUAUAAUAUAAAACAGAAUAAAAUAAAAUGACAUGAUAGAUGUACAUCCAAGCCACAUGCUGCAAGGGCAAGAAUAGGAACAUUUAUGCAGCUGGAGUGAAUCAGGGAAGGUAUUCCUGGAGAGCAAACAAUGUGUUGGGCAUUGGAAGGCAGGAAGGAUUUUGGUAGACCUGAAAGAGGUCGGGGAGGCAGACUUUCCAGACUGCGGUCAUUUGUCUCUCUCGGAGUGAGAUGCAUUUUGGGAACUUGUGGUCUUCAGUAGAACAUUUGUGAAAACCACGCUGAGCUUUUGUGACUGAAUAAAUGUACAUUUCCUAUCAGUUCUUACUACAUGAAUUGACUAAUUUCAAACAUCAAGGGACUAUUUGAGAAGUUGAGAAAGAUGUUUUAUUCUCUGCAACUCUUUAUUUGGUCUCUCUCCACUUUCACUGCCCACCAAGAAAGAAAAGCUAAACAGUUUGCACAUUAAAACAGGGCACUCAGCAGUAUCUGAGAAAGGUACAAAGAAGACAUCUCCCAAUCCCAAAUGGCAAGGAUUAGAUGUCUUCCUCAUUGAGCCUGUUUUUUUGACCUAGGAAACCCUAAGGUGAUGCUCUGCACCCAGUGACUGACAAAUCAAUCCCAAGUUCCAACAGGGCUUUUCACCACACACUGCACUGCCAGGAUGGGACCUACGUACUGUUUUUGCAUCUUGCCAGUAUUUAUUAAGUGUUGCUGCAUGUCUGACACACACUACAUAUGCAUAAGCUUACCUAAUCCUAACAAUCUCACAAAGUAGGACUUCACAUCAUUCCUCCUGUGCAGAUGAGCAACGAGGCAAAAGUUCAGUCUCUUGCUAGAAAGUGAUGGAAGGUAGAUUGGAACCCACUCAGUCUUGCUUCUUCCCCUCUCACCCCUCACCCAUGUAGUAUUUCUGUUCACAUCUGUUACAGCUUCUCCUCGUCAUCCUCAAGUCACUCAAGUACUCAGCACACUACUGUGCACAUACUAGGAACUCCGUGAAUAUUUUUCUAAGAAUCACCAGCAGUACAGUGGUUUGAUCUUGCACUGGGAGGAGUGGCUGCAGAAAGUCUGGGCAGCGGUGCUAAGAGUUUAGUAGAGACUCCAUCACUACCUCCAUCUCUUGCCACCAUGAUUAAAGAUUAGGAGAUGUGCUCAGGAAAGUUGCCCCAGGAAAUGUCCACAAGAAAGAAGACACAGGUGGUAUUCAUGAGCUGAGAAGCUGCCAAACUGGUACCUGCCAUGAGAGGCUAGUGAGGUAUCUUCUAUCGACCUCGGAUGCUACUCACUGAUUUCUUUCUAUGAAUGUGUGUGCAUAUACCUUUAUCUAUCAAAGUCCAACUUUGUUUCCAUAAUUGUGCUGACCUCCGAGCCACUCUGUUGAUGUGUUGCAGUCCUAGUAAGGAUUUAGCAGUGAUCCCUAUCAGCCCACAGAGUAAACAUUUCUGAACUAACCCAGGAGUGCUGAAUUCUAUGCAUUGGGUCUUGUAUGUUGUAUGUUGUGAGCAAGGUUACUACUCGGGGACAGGAUUUAAAAGGUUAUCUGGCAAAAUCAGGAUUGCCAAAUGAGAACUCUGGAGCUGGGGAAUGAGGAUUAGCUAAGGGGGAAGCAGGGAAUGAAGGCAAGAGGAAGUCCAAAAUAUCAGAUAGAUUCUGACAUUAAAAGUGUGGUCUUGGAGCCACUUGGGAGUGUCAUUUCUUUCUGAGCUUUGGUUUCAAUAUUGUCACCAUCACUUUAGUCCUAUGGCUGUGGAAGGGCUUUCUUUAUUCUACUACAGAAUUCCACUUUUGCUCAAAUGGAAGGAGGGGGCCCAUUGCAAUCCUCAAAAUAAUAUCCUAAGUGUGAGAGAAAGCACACUGCCUACCUCUCUGAAUUUCAGUGAGCACAGUGUUCAGAUGGAGCACAAGUUCUCCAGAACUCCAAACAGAUUUGGGAAGAGAGAAGACCAAUCAAUAGUGAGCAUAAGUCAGGACAGACUUGGUUUUGGUGCCUAAACAAACAACCCCCAAAAUCUUAGGGACUUAAAGUCUGCAUGUCUGAGAGACUCUCCCGGGAUGCUGUCCUCCAUAUGAUGACUCAGUAUUCCAUUUUAGUAUCAACAUGUACUUCCACAGUUGCCACAGUAGGGGAAGAGAGAGAAGGGCUGUACACUGGCAAUAAGUGCUUCCCCCAAGAAUUGACACACAUCACUUCUGUUCUCAUGGCCAAGUGGUCCUGCAUCCACACCCAGCUCCAAGGAGGUGGGAAAUACAAACCUCCCCUGCAUUUGGAAGGGAAGGAGAACUAGAUAUUAGUGAACACUUGUAGUGUCUGCCAUAUAAUGCUGUAGCCAGUGAGCUGGCACAUACCUCCUUCUUUCAUACUCAUGCCUUGCACAUACCUUUCCCUUGGAUCACCCAGUGUAUAUUGAAGACUGGGGCUAGUGUUGGGGAAAGAAGACCAAAUAGUUUUAUAGCCCAUUUUAGUCCCUAGGCAACCAUUUUGAAAGAGAGGAGUAGCCACAGAAAACCAGUUCACUCUGGGUACUUUUCCCUUGGAGCUAUCAGACACUAAUAACUCUAGGAAAGGAUAAGGGGUUAAAGGGAGCCAUGGCCUGAUUUCAGUAAUACAUCUAAGAUGGAACAACUAAUUUUGAGUUGCCCAUAACCAUCAGGCUGUGUAUGAAAAUGCUUCUGGAAACGUGCCCUUUCUCCUCCAUUCCUCCCCUUAUUACCAGACAUGAUUCAAAUUCCCUCUAAGCCCUGUGACUUUUCCAGAAAGCAGCUCUCCCAAAAGAGAGAGAGAGAGAGAGAGAGGAGGGGGAAGAAAAAAAAAAAACUUUCCCUUAUUAUUCUUCCAAUAAUGAAUUCCUGCUCUGAGUGGGCUGUUUCCAUGUGUUUUCAGUCAAGUGCUGAUGGCAGCCUUGCCGGGGGACAUUUCCAACAGGCUGUGGACAUAAUAGAUGAGGUCUCAUAUUGACAAGAGCUGCUCUCAGUUUUCCUUCCAGUUUAGCCCUCCUAAGCCCUGAAAUUGGAGAUGAGAAAUGAUUCACGAGAUCCCACUGGUGAACCAACAUGGCUGCCACACCUCUUUGCUCCUUUUAACUAGGUAAAAAGUCAUGGUUUAAAGCUUCCUUCUAAGAGAUUUGUAGACCUGGAUCUUAGUAACUUAAAAAGGACUUGGCUUUCACAGACCAGCCCACUUUUUAUAGAUGCCAAGACCUCCUUUCUUCAGGAUUCAAACAUAGUCUUGGCCUACCCUGACAUCAUAAGAACAAAGGGAAAAAUUAGGACACACUAUUUCCUGCCUAAAACCUGAUCUCAAGUACACAUAUUGCUUCCAAGUAAGCAAUGGCAGUAGCCGUGUUUGCUAAGGGAAACAGCCUACUCCUUCUCCCCAAAACAAAUGUCUUCAGAUAAUUUGGUUUCAGCUUACCUACACAGAACUGGUACAAAUUAUUAGUUAUAGUUGGGCUCUCUUCAUUGAGAAAAGUCUCAGUUACUUCGGGUAAAAAAAAAAAAAAAAAAAACACAGGUAUUUUUAAGAGUAUUAGUGGCCUGGAAUUGGAAAGCCUUUAGGAGCAGAGGCAGCCCUGGGGAUUUAUUUCCUCAGAGUCUCUGAGUCUCUGCUUCCUCUGCAUUUCUGCCUGAGGUACUCAUGUCCCAGCAGACAGGCCCUAUAGAUGCAGUUUCUGCUUACUCAAACUUCAGCUUGCAUGUGGCUCACCCUGGGCUCUUGAGCUCCUCCUUAUAUAACUCAGCCUCUCAACUUCAGUUCCCAUUGGCUCUUCUCCUUGGUAUUCUUAGUUAAAAUUCCUAAGAGACGAUCUCAUUGGCUCAGGCUCGUCUUAUUGUUCUGUCUCAGGUAACAUCAUUGGUCACUAGCCUGCCGGUCUGCUGUGGGCUGAGGGGUGAGCCUCAAGCAUGGCUGCCUAAGUUGCAGAAGAUGGGGCAAGGCAGCUUCUUUUAGAGGGUUUGUGAGGGGAUGAGGACGUGAGGGAACCUAGUGGGCUCUUUGAACCCUUAAUGGAUUGCUGCAAAGAUACUCAUUCUCUCUUGCUUCUUCCUCCCCCCAUCUCAUCACUGUAGGCCUGAUCUCCAGCCAUACCCUGGGCUCCCAUUACUGCUCAUCUGCUAACCCCUGAUCCAGCAUCCUGCUUCUCACCCUGUUGAAGUGCACAAUCACGGGGGUUUGGGCUAGUGAGUGGGAAGAGCUCUUAAAAUUUAUUUGAGAAUAUAAGAAAGAUUGGGGAAGUUGUGGAAGGAGGAAUGGAAAUAAAACCCUUUCUUAGCUAAAGAAAACCCAUUCCCACCAUGGGACCCAAGUGCCUUUCCUCUUUCUCCUAAUCUUCGGAGCAGUUUCCCGUUCCCCAAAAUCAAACAUCAGCAGAAGCAUGAGAAACUUCCAUCAAGGGACCCAGAUGGAGCACAGCAGGAAGAUAGUCUGGCUCUGCUAAUCCCCCAGAGCUUUUUCUGACCCCUACAAGGAUCCUUAGUUCCCAUCUCAGACUUUGCAUUUCCCCAGGCUCCCACCCUCAGGCCUUAUAGAACCCUGGUCCCAGAGUCUUGAAUAUCAAAUCCCAAGCAAUUUACUUACAAAAUAUGGUUUGAAAGACAAGUGAAGGAGUCUGUGUAGAUAAGGUCUUUGCCAGUUGUGUUCUUCCACUAUGCUCAAAGCUCUUCAUUGGCAGUUUUCACAGAUCUCCCUGAUAUUUUUAGAGGACUGGUCCUGUGUGGUGUUGCCCUGUUUCAUCUGAGUCAGAGAAAUUAUGCUUUGUCUGAAUUCACACAUCAAGGAGAGGACUGGGGGAAAAUUGAAUUAUGAUACUGGGCUUUGCCUUUAUACCUCAUCAGCUGGUUAAAAGGCCAACCCCAAACACCUAUAUUCAAAUGUCAGCAUCUAUAUUCCUUUCAGUGGACAUGAGGCUAGAAGUGAAUUAGAGGCAAGUCGAAACAACCCUGGAUUUCCCUGCCCUUUCCUGAGCUCUGGAUAUGUCAGUGCUGAUUAAAUCAUUCAUCAAACCUUGUUCAAACUUUUAUCUACUGACUAAAAUUGCAGUUUCCCUAGGAGCCUAUGAUGGCAGGAAAGGCAGUUCUGAUGGUGUUUCUAAACCUGCUGCUGUGGGAUUCUAGAACUGGUUCCUCUGGAUUACUUCCAGAUCUCUGCUCAUUCCAUUUAGGAUCUGAGGUUGAAAUCUAUUGCCGUUGUCUAUCCCCUGGGAUCUGAAAACCCCAUCUGGGGUUUGUCCAGCCUGUCUCUCCAACUCCUCCGUCCAACUCCACAGUCCUUACCACUCUGACAGCUUAAAAGCUGAUGCAAAGAUGGAGCAGAAGCCAGUUUGGCUUUCUCCCAAUCCUCUAGGUCCUUCUGGGGUUAAUCAGCAACCACCUAUCUUUGUGUUAAUAACAUAAGCCUCUCUAACCAGAACACCUGGAGGAAACCCAUAGGAAGCCUUAAGAUGAAGCCAAUUUUACAGCAAUUAUUCUGACCAUCACUUUUUAAGCGGGACUCAGACUGUCCAGGAAAAAACCCAGCUUGCUAAAAAACCAGCCAACUAGCUGGACGAACCUGUGGCUCUCAGUGUGCCUUAAGCCACUGUAGGUCUUACUAAUGCUUUCCAUGUCCACAUCUCAGCUGCAGAGACGCUCUGCACUUGGGCAGCAUCUCCCUCUUUCAGGUACAUGGGGUUUAGUGAAACGUCCUGAGUGCAACUCGCUUGACGGGAUUCUUUAGUGGCAUCUUCCCACACUCUCCCCUACCCUUCCAGCCCAUCCCAAUGGUUGUGUUUACACCACUGGAGAAAUAGCAGACCUUCUUAACUGGGAUUGCUGACGACUUCUCUGAGUAACUAGCCCAAAUGUCUUUGGGUCAGGUGAUUAGACUUUGCAGAGGAAAAGGGUUGAGGGCUGAGGAGAUGGCAGGGUAGGUGGGGGACACAUGAAAGAUAGUUUCCUGCCGUAUUAGUCUUCUAAGGCUGCCAUCACAGAACACCACAGAACAGCUUAAAGAACAGAAAUUUAUUUUCUCACAGUUCUAGAGACUGGAAGGGUAAGAUCACGGUGUCAGUCAGUUUGGUUUCUCCCGAGGCCUCUCUUCAUGAUUUGCGGAUGGGCCCCUUCUCACUGUGUCCUCACACGGUCCUUCAUAUGUGUGCACUCCCAGCAUCUCUUCCUCUUCUUAUGACACCAGUCCUCUUGGAUUAGGAUCCUAUUCUUAUGACCUCAUUCAAUCCAAAUUGCCAUCCUUUAGAGGCCCAUCUCCAAACACAGUCAUAUUGGGGGUUAAGACUUCAACCUAUGAAUUUGGUGGUAGUAGCAGGGCGGGGGGCACAGUUCAGUCCAUAACAGCUGCCAUAACUUUUCCUCAACAGAUCAUCUCCCAUCCUCUGAUGCUGUCCUUCUGAGUGGGAGAAGAAUAGAUAUUGGUCAAGAAAUGGUGGAUGGGACUCUGUACAGUCAGUUUGAGAAUGGCUAAGCUAGGUGGGGAGGGUGGCUGAGAUAGGCAGAGUGAAAAGAUGGAUGUUUGACAUGAAGAGAUGGUUGGAUGGAUAGACAGAUGGAUGAAUAUAUGACUUAGGGAGUGCCACCAGGGCAGACAUUACAUUCUACUUCUUUGGGGGUGUAGAUUUUUACAGUGCAGGAGUUGCAACCUCAAAUGCUCAUGUUAGGUAUCAGGGCUGCAAAAAGAGGCCAGGUGCAAUAAUAGGGAGUAGUGGGGAAUGUGACAAAUUGGAAAGAGUGUGCCCUGCCUACAGGGGCCAUGUAUACUCUGUUCCUGCCAAUUACUACUUUGUGGGAUGCCAGCUUAAUGUUGCCAGUAUGUCUGAUUUUUCAAGAGAACAAGAAAUCUGGAUUUUCCCAUGAAAUCUUUCUUUAAAUAAAUUUUUAAAUUAUGGCAAUUAAUUCAACAAUUGUAAAAUACUGGAUGAGCCAAAUCAGCACAUUUACAGUCUGAAUGAACCCUGGAGGCUGCCAGAUUUCCACUCUUGGACUAUUGGGAAGAUAUCCGUAAUGUCAUCACACGAGGACGUAGGUGUUUCAGAGCUCCAGCUCAUGAGUUUGCUGCCUGGGUUCAUAUUCCAGCCCCGCUUACCAGCUUUGCAAUCUUGAGCGAGUUACACAUGUGACUCAAGAGUUGUUGUAGUGAUGAAAUUAGUUAAUACAUGUAGUCGUCUACAACAAUGCCUUCUGCUUUGUAAGAAAGCAGUAACGGAGCCAGCAUUAUUAGGGAGUGUCACCAAAUCUUUUGGUUUACUCAUCUGGAAAAUGGGGACAACACUUGCCUUACCUAUCCCCCCCAAAAAAGAAGAAUGUGUGUGAAAGGGCUUACAAAGGUGGGCACAUUGCUAAGAAGUACACCACGCACUUCUGUUGUUGGCUGUACCUGUACGUGAGGCUCAGCCUUGCCCAGUGCUGGACUGGGAAUCCCUGGGAAGAGGAGGAUAGCGUUAACUAGAACCAGUCCUUUUCUCUUCCACGGGUUAUUUGGCUGUUUUGCUCUCCUUACCACUUGGUAAGUUUCUCUUUUUUUAUUAUGAAAAGUUGAGACAUUCAGGAAAGUAGAGAAAAUAGCAUACUAAACACCCAAGUACCCUUAUCUAGAUUUAAUAAUUGUUACCAUUUGCCAUAUUCGUUUCAUCUUGGUGAGCGUUCGUUUCAGGGCUGGAAUGCGGCAGUUCGGAAAUGGGAAUGUUUGAGGCAUUGCGGUACUAAAUGGGAGAGAUGGGAAAGCAUGGGACUUUACCUACCUCAGGGAUGCCUUAUUUUUGCAAGAAAGGGAGACCCAGUCAGAUGCAGAUGGUUCCCUUUUUUUUUAAUUUUUUUUUAUUAUAUUAUGUUAGUCACCAUACAGUACAUCCCCGGUUUCCGAUGAGAUGGUUCCCUUUUGGACGGGACCCCUGAAAAGGGAUUUAUGUGCAGGAUCGUUCGUUACGAUCGUAUGUUGUUACCACCUUAAAGUGAUAUAAACUGGGACGUGAAUUCUUUUAUUAUUUAUAAGGCUUUCAUUUAUUGUUAUUUCUAAGGUUUUAAUUUUCUGCAACAGUUCGUGUAUUGCUCAGGAAAUGGAAAAUUAAAAAUUUUUAGAGACUUUUCAUGUGGAAAUGUCUCUGUCAUAAAAAAUUCAGGAGUUGAAACUGUGGUAGAGCUGAGAGAAGCCCAGUAAAAUCUCUGAUAAAAAGAAAUGCUGGUCACUAAAAAUGAAAGGUUUUAGGAGCAGAAACACUCAGAUUCAAAGAAAGUAUAUGCCAAUUAUAGAGGGCCCUUUCUGUUAAAGCAUUUAAAAGAGUCUCUAAGACAUAUUGCCCCAUUUCUCAGCAUUAGCUUUUACUGCAUUUGAAUGCAAAGGCUUCUGCCUGCGGAAAGGAUGUCUCACAAAUGUGAAAGCAACUAAACUUUGCUUUAAAAUUCUAUUAUUCAGACCCUUCAUUAAUUUAAGCUGACAUUCCUUCUCAAUCGGGGCCAAUCAUCAAAGCUUUAUUGUAUUGAGAACCUUGAAUUCAGCAACAAAGAGUGUGGGUUUGGAAGGACACGCAUGGAGGGGGAGAGCAGAGAGCUCCCAAGGCCCAAAGAAGGGAGGGGAGGGGAGGAAGGCAGCAGGAGGGAGGGUGACCGGGAAAGACUGGAGUCCUGAGAGGCAGAGGGUGGGCAGAGGAGUUAGAAAAGCGGUGAUGCACUGGGGUGCGGUGGGGGUUGUAGACAGUGGACUUAAGGGGAGAGGGGCUUGGAGAGUCUAUGCUGGAAAGCUGCCCCUUGAGCCUCUGCUCAUCAACCUGCAACUUUGCCCUCACAAAGCUUUCUCCAGAGUAAGGGUAAGAAAGGGAGACAGGGAAUAGAGGAAGAGAAAGCCUUUCCUUUUCUUCCUUCAUCCAGGUGCCUCUUGAAUCUCCUGUCAUGGUACCCUGGCAAGCAACAGGGUGCCUGGCAGGAAGUCUGCCCACCCUGCAGGCCUCGGGUCACUGUCAUGUCUGGCCCAGACCUCCAACAGGGCUCUCUCUUCCUUUCUGGCAUGAUUUAUCGUGGGUACACGAUGUGUGAUGUACUAGGUGGAAUGUAUUGGGUUCAUUGUUAAGGCAUAAGGCGGGGAAGGAGCUUUUGAAAUGUGAGGACAUCACAAACUUUUCUCGAGCAUCUAUGAUUUAUAACUAGAGUAAAAUAAGAUUUGUAAAGGUGACCUCAGGGACAACUGAGUUUUUUAAUGUGUGACUUUAAUAAAUAAAAUACUAAUUUCAGAAAACCAAGUAUAGCUGGGUGGUCUUUUGUCUGCACUGAAACAGUCCUCAAGGACACAAGAGACUCAAGGACACAAGAGACAGUGCCGUGACUGCCAGCCCCUUGUGUCUGGCAACCCAUCCGAGACCAAGUCAUGGAAGGUGCAGGUCUUCGAUCCCCAGCCCACCACAUUCCAGCUGUGUGGCGUCAGAGAACCCCUGUGACCUCCCUGAGUCACAAUUCCCCAAUGUGUAAAAUGGGCAUAGAAAUAAUCUGCCCAGUCUUUGCUCCAAGGGGCCAUGGGGAUGACCAUUUAGAUGAAUGGAUGGUUUUCCAGCCUUCGCUGGUCGUUAAUGCGAUGACCCAUUCUGUAGUUGUAAGACUUAAAUAAGAUGAAGCUUUUCCUCUGCUCAAAACUGAAGUGACUCCCUUCUCACUCAGACUGAAAGCAAAGUCUCUCCACUGUCCCUUAGAGCCCAAUGUGCCCACCUGCACCUGCCAUCCCAUCUCUUGUUGCUCUCCCUUGCUCACCUGCCAUGCCCACCCCAUUCUCUGUGCUAUUCCUCUUAUCACCAAACACUCUUCCCCUCACAGACUUUGUACCCUGAACUUUGCAGGAAUCUAUUCCCUGGACAGUCCCAUAGCUGAUGCCCUCACCUCCUUUCCCAGAUAUCGACAUGACUCCCUUACCUCGAACUUUUUGCCAAAAUGCCCCCUCUCCAUGAGACCUGUAUUGUUUAAACUGCAGCCCACUUUUCUUACCCCCAUUCUGUUCUGCUUUUCCUCUCCCAAAGCACUUAUCACCAUGCAACAUGAUAAAUAACUCAUUAUGUUUACCAUUCACUGUGUGUCUCCCCUGCUACAAUAUAAGCUCUGGGGGCCAGGCAUCUCUGAUUUGCUCGCUGAAUGCCUGAAGCAGCAGAACAGUGUCACGCACAUCAAGGACACUCAAUAAAUAGGUUGGAUUUUUCUUAGAGGUCCAGGAUACAAAACCAAUCAAAGACUGCUCUAGUUGAGGGGAAUAUGAAUUCAAAAUCUCUCCUACCAUCCCUGCAGGCUCUCCAUGAAAUACCUCUUGCUCCAAGGAACAAAUUUGAACACUGCUGACAUUUGUUCUGAUAUGUAAAGCCAGUUUUGAAGCUACAAAGUGCUGUGUAAUGUCAAGCCCAAUGGACUGGCAAAACCGUCUGUACACAGCAGGUGCCUAGUUGGUAGAGUGGAAGGAGGUGGACGGGCAAAGAUCCCAGGACUGGAUCCUUGUUGUCAUUCAGGUCUCAGCUCCACUGUCACCACUCAACAAAACCUUGCCUGUCUGCCCUCUCUUCAUUCCACACAGCAUGACUGUAACAAUUUUAGGCUGGAGAACAUUGCUAAGGACUUUGUUGAGCAGCUGUUAUGUGCUAGGCAGUGUCUGCACCCAGUUCACUACAUAAGUGAUCUCGUGAAUCUGUCAGCCCUUUCACCAUUGUCUCUCCAGUAUCUGAUACCAGGCCUGGCACAUAUAAGGUGCUCAAUAAAUGCUCACUUGUUUCCCUAACAACGCUCUGAGGCAGGUACCAUUAACCCCAUCUAACAAAUGGGGGACCAAAGUUCAGGUUAGGUAGUUUGUUUAAUGUCAAACAACUAGUGAGUGGCGGAGCAAAGAUUUCAGUUCUACUCAGACAAACUCCAGUCACUCUGGUUCUGAAAGAGAAUUCAGAUUAGACCAGCCCCCUGGGCUUCCUUCAAGCAGACCUGUCUCCUGGCCACACCAGGAGAUGAGAGAAGGGGUAUUUCUUUUCUUCCUGGCUUUCUCUUCUCCACCUGGGCUCACCUUCUCCCUUCAUUCAGUUAUCACCUGGAGGGCUCUUCUGCCACCUUUUGAUGAAUGGGCCUGCCAUUCCCACCCUCCCUGGCUGAGUAACCCGAGUCAGCAGUUCAUCUCGAAUCACAAAUCAAAUUCUGAAAGACAUUGUGCAAUUUUAUGCUCAAACUCUCUCUAGAAUUCAGAUUCUUUGGGAAGGUCAUUUGCUGAUGAGCAGAAUGAUGGAUUCAUCAAGUCUCUCCCUUUAAGAAAUCUCUGGAUGUAUCUGCUGGUUCCCCACCCCCCCGCCUCCUCCCAAACUUGCCCUAGUUAGUUCAUUUAAUAUAGCUAGAAUUCCCCCAGGAUCCCCACGUAGUUUUCACUCUGGCCACUUAACUAAGGAAGAGCUCCAAUCAUGUUGUCUCUUUACAUAAACAGAAAUCAUUUAUAACCGGCAUGUCCAUUGUGCCUUCCAUAUACCCACUCCUGGCUGUGAUUUUCUUUCUUAGUCCUUCUUGGCAUAUGCCAGCUAUUUACACCACACAGGGGCAAAGCAACUUAGUGUAUGCCCAGAACUAUCUUAUCUGAGAAGCAGCCUCUGAAUCCCAAGCUCCCAGAAUAUUAGCCCCAGGGGGAGGCAUCUCCAUAAAUCCGAUGUUUUAUGCCAGAUUAAAAUUUCUCUUGGAAGCUUUUGGAUUUAUUUCAGAGUUGCCUCUAGAGACAAUGAUGAACUAUAGAUGUCAUGCAGGUUUUCCUUUUCCGGGUGCUUUUUAUUUCAUCUAGAACCAACAGUGACCUUUAGAAUCUGCUACUCCCUCUCAGAUACUCUUUCUGUAGGGUUUAUGUUCAAAGACUCUAGGUCGGAGAAGCUCAGGGUUGAGUUGAGUGUCAAUAAUGACCAAUUGAGUUGAGUGUCAAAAAUGACAGCAUUGCUCUAUUAGUAAAAGGCUGGCUUGGUUCCCCAAUUGCGUGGGACUGCCCUGUGUCCUGGAGGACAUUUAUCCUUCCUGCCUCAUCCACAGAACGUGAGGUGUGUCCCCCAGUGCCUGGAAGAACCAGAAGUGCCUGUAGCAAUAUUCCAAGUACCCCAGAUUGAAAGCACCAGUGACUAUAUCUUGAAAGAUGGUGAACUGGGGGCAGAUGCCAUUAAGUUCCGCCAUUGGUGAGGGGGUGAGCCUAUCCCCAGGGGCUUCUCCCCUUCCAGUGCAAGUGGCUUCCUACUCUUCUUGCCUUCAAUGUCCUUUGUUUGCUUUCAAAUCUGGCCUUGAUAAAUAUUAUUUUAUUUUUAUUUUUUAAAGAUUUUAUUUAUUUAUUUGACAGAGAGAGCACA